CUGUGACGCACUAGUUGGAGAACGUAGCUUUAGAGGAAGCACUUUGUAAACAAGCUUGUUCUCAUCCAUUGUUUGUCUUAAUCUUUUACAAUUAAUUAACAUUAAGUCUUCUAACCCGAAAGAACAUAAGUACGCGAAUAAUCUUGUUUAACAUCAGGUGAAUUAAUGAACCUGGAGCUUAACUACAAGCUGUAGUUAGCUGUUAGUUAUGGUGAAGCUAGCAUGGUAGCUGCUGGUUGCUAUGGAUGCGUUCAGUAUCGUUGAGGAUGAAGUGGCUCUGGAGGGUCUGGACGGGAUAACCAUCUCCUCUCUGUGGAUCCGACUAGAAGAUAGGAAGCCCAAGUUUCCCCUCAAGCUCGACGACUCCACCAAGGAGCUCCUCUGGAGGUAUCUGAUCAGCAACACCGACCUGAAGGUCUAUCAACUCCCGAAGGAGAGAGAUGACGUGCUGCUGUUAGACAGGUUUAAAGACAUCGACCCAGAAACAGGCAUUGAAACAACACAGAAGUUUUGUGACACACGGAAAGACGUCUACCCGAUCCAAAUUAUUCUAGAAAACAAGAGUGGGAUACAGGGCUCAUGUGCACUCUUCAAAGAGAGGACAGACAUCACUAAGCAUGUCCGCUCCAAAUCCUUCACCCCAGUAAUCAGCUUGAAGGAGGCUUUGGAAAGAUAUGGCCGAAAGCUUGUUGUUGUGGCGUCUCAGACGCUGCGAUUCAAGACCCUGAUUGGUGUCGAGAGCGAUCCUGAUUUGAAACUGAACGACGACUCUUACUGUGUGUUGGAACGAGUGGGCCGAGCUCGAUGGCAAGGAGAGCUCCAGAGAGAUUUGCACGGAUGCUCUUUCAAGAUCGAUGCUCGAAAGUUGCACUACAUGAGGAAGUCUCUUGUCAAAUAUGGACUCAUCAGCAUGCAGUCUCACGUCACUCGAGUGAAUUCAGGACAACAACAACACUCCAUUCUUCUGCUGCUCAAACGCUUCCAUGUAAACAGGAGGUCUAAGUAUGACCUACUGAUGGAGUACGUGUCCAACCUCCUCCAGCAGUCGCCUGGUCAGUUCGCCACUCUGCUCACACUCAAAGAACAACUCAGUAAUGUGGAUGACCGUACUUUUAAGCGCGUAUUUCAAUACAUGCGAACUGCCAAGGUGGUUGAGUACUGCCAGUACCCUCUGGAGGACUUGGAUCCCGGCGCCGGGCCCUGCACCAACAAAAAAGGGAAUAAAGUGACCGUUCGCUGUGUGAAACUGUUGAAGCCGUACACGAGGAAGGGCGUUGCUGACGAUGACGACGAUGAGGACGAGGAUGAUGAAGAUGACUCUGGAGGGAGAAGAAGAGCUCUCCUUUCAGAGGGGCGAAUCAUGGAGAACGAUGUCCUGUCGCAGGCCUAUCACAUUGUGUUGUCCUGUGGUACAAAGGGAAUCCCCCAGCGUAGUAUCGGGUUAAGGAUGAACGUCGGUAAGCUGGAAUCUCGUAUGAUCUGCCGAAGGCUGGAGAGGGACGGUGUGAUAAAGGGAUUCAUGGUGGACGAGGGUCGGCAGAGGACGACAAAAUUCAUCAGCCAUACGUGUGUUGGUGUGAGCAAUCAACUCCAGCUGUUUGCCAAGGAGCAGGAACGGCAGAAGCUUCUCUACUCUUCUGCACCACAGAUAUCAGACGCUGCACCUCCCACCCCUAAAACACCAUCAACCUCUAAGAAAACGGCAAAAGCUCGUGCAGGAAAGAAGAUCCGAAAAGCAGGCGGAGGAGGAGACAAGGAUGCAGAGGAGGCCGGGCAGAUGUGUGGUGAUGAAGAGGUGAAUACAGCAAAUGAAGGGUUGGAUGGAGAGGGAGGAAAGUCAGGAGCAAAAAGAAAGACGAAAAGCAGUGUGAAGACUAAUCAGACACAACCUGAGAUCCCCAUCGUACAACCUACACCAGCUGAAUGUGAAACUCCAGCCAGCAGCAAAUCCACGUCCAGCAUGACACCUGAGUCAGCAUCCACUCCCAGAGCAGAACAAGCUGGAGGUGAGGAGGAAGAAUCCAACUCAAGUCCUGCCAGCACUUUGCUUCAGAGUGAGGCGUUGGAUGAACCCAAUAGCCCAACGGACAACAACAUUGUGGUUGUUAAAGAUGUUUGCAAGCCGGCCCCGCCGCGUAAAAAGUCCAGAUGGUAUGUGGAGAGGUCUCAUGAGACGUACCGCCUGUUGAGGAGGAGGAACCUGAUCAUUGAAGCGGUCCAGAACCUCAGAAUCAUCGAGGGUCUUUUCCCGCUACAGAAGAUAAUCAAUGAUGACGAGAAGCAGGACGGAGUCAGCUCAAAGUGUUGCAGGAAGACUAUUCUACGUCUCGUCGACAGUCUGUCUAGAGAAGGCAUACUGAAGGUUUACAAGACCACCAUCAUACAGGACGGGAUCACCAAGAAUCUUGAGAUGGUCGUUCAUCCGUCCAUUCAGCCCAACGAUGAAAUGGUGAACCGAAUCAUUGAACAGGUCCGCUUCAGAAUCUCCAGCUCCUACACAGCUGUACGUCUGCAGCACGCUGAAGAGAAAGCCAGAGAACACGAGGAUAUGACCGGCAGCCCUUCUAAAGGCCUGAAGAGAGAGAAGAGCAAAUCUGACGAGUUCAAGCCCACAACAGUCCGGGGAUUGGGGAAGACCUUUGGCUUCCAGCCUAAGAUGCAUCGCCUGCGUCUCGUUCAUAACUUCCUCUGGUACCUGAUAUACGGACACCCGAACAGACACAACUCCACCGACUCCCACUCGACCAGUCAAACGCCAGCAGACCUACACAGCUCUGAUCCCGACGCCAAACACGUGAAAGACUCCACAAACACAAACGGACAAACGCAGUCGUCUGAAAAAGAUGCCUCCGGCUCUGCGGACCAACAAACUGCAGAUUCUGCAUUGUCUAACUUGGAUGUGACAUUAUCAUCAAGUGAUGAAGAGGAGGAGCUGAAAGAGAAGUCGACACCUCGUCGCUUUCAGUCUGACUGGAAAGUGUACGCUCAUGAAGAGUCAUGGAAGAAAUUCGUGCCUCCUGUCCGUGUACACAAGGAGUUUGGCAGCGGCUGGGCGAUGGUCGGCGACCUGCUCCUCUGCCUUCCUCUCUCCAUCUUCAUUCAGGUCAUACAGAUCAAUUACAAGGUGGAAGGACUGGAGGAUUAUCUCAACGACCCUGUGAAGCAACACCAUCUUAUCAGAUCGCUGCCCGCCAGAAUGAGAAGACAGCUGCUCUUUAAACGGAAAUACAUCUUCUCAUUUCACGAGAACCUGCAGAAGUUGACCUACAUGGGUCUGAUGCAGUUUGGUCCUGUGGAGAAGUUCAAGGAGAAAGAUCAGGUGUUUCUGUACUUGAGGCGCAAUGCCACCAUUGUUGACACCGUCAGCGCUGAGCCUCACUACUGGCUGGUCACAGAGUCACCUGACAAACCAUUUGAGAGGCGCCAGUACACAUUGAACACCGCUGAAGACGUAGAAAACUACUGGUUUGACCUGAUGUGUGUCUGCCUCAAUACACCACUGGGGGUAAUCCGCAAUAAGAGAAACGCAGAUGCAGAAUUUGAUCCUUCCUUUGUGCAUGAACGCAACGUGUUUGUGGGACUGGCAUACCUGCUAAAGGGCUCUCGUGAAAUGUGUGACGACGGCUCAAUACCAGGAGACGGUAAAGGAGCAGCAGGUCUGGACUCUGAGUUCUUUGCUCAUCUUAAACGCAACUGGUUGUGGACAAAUCACCUUCUCAAGGUCAAAACGAUCCCGAGUGGUUUAGAGGCGGCGGAGAAUAAAAUCCGACUAAAGAGCCUGCUGAGUAGAAAUGCUCUCAGGAUUGCACUUAAAGCUGGAGGAACUACUACACCUCGAUAUCUGACUGCCAAGCGAUCACUGAUGACAGAAACUAUUGAGGUGGAUUUUGAGCCCGCUUCCAGAAACCAGAAGGUGGUCGGAGGAAAGAAACAGAAGAGGAAGAGAAGCAAAAAGGAGGUUGUCAAGGCCCCACGCAAGAAGAAGAAAGAGCCAAAGAAACGCACCCCUGCUCACGACGAGGCGGACCACCGAGCUUUGAAAAUGAUGACCCGACAGAGAGUUUGCUGGUCUAUACAGGAAGACUCUCUGAUGAUGCUCUGCAGCGUGGCCGCACAUCUGCUCAACAGCAAGUUAAAAAGGCCAUUCGUACCGUACUGUGUGGUGAGAGACCUGCUCCACGCAGAGUUUGAGAUAGCGAUGGAUAAAACAUCCGUCGCUGUCGGGCGUCGCACACGAUACAUCCUCAAAAAUCCUCAGACGCUUCUGAACUACAGGAUCUGUCUGGCUGAGGUGUACCAGGACAAACCUCUGAUGAGUCUGUUGGAGGAGAAGAAGCCUGCUGAUCCAGACAGUGCAGAUGAUUGUGGAAAAUCGUUCUCUGAAUAUACGCGGCUGCUCAGACAGAAGUUCAGCUCUGUUCUUCUUGCUCGUGAUAUGAUCAUAUCCGACUCAAAACAGCAGCUCUUCUCACGGUUCAAGGUUUCGGCAAUAGAACAUGGAAACCGGGUGUCAUCGACAGACACUCUCACCUGCACAGAUGAUAUUCAUGCCAUAGUGUUGCAUAACUUGAUCCAGAGCACUCUGGCCAUGACCAACUGUCAGAUGAAGUCGUCUAGAUCCUUUCAGACCUUCCACAUGUACAGUAAGUACAACCAGGAGCUGCUGUGCCAGGUGUUCAUACAGUGCAGGAAGAGGGGUCUGGUCAACCGCCGGCGUAUCAAUCAGUUUGGGCCGAAGAAGAACCGAGCGCUGCCCAUCCUGCCCAUGUCCUACCAGCUGUCCCAGUCCUACUACAGGUGUUUUUCGUGGCGUUUUCCUCACUCGCUGUGCACCGAUUCCUUCCGCUUCUUGAGGAGUCUAAUUAACAACAAGAUGGAAGACGACCGACCCGUCACUGCGUUCUACCAUGAAACCGAGAACAGGUCAGAGAACGGCGAGGAUGUGAUUGAGAAAAGAGCGGGGUCAGAGAGGACAAAAAAACAAAGCAAAAAGAAAGAAGACGGAGGAAGACCAGCAGUGAGUGAACCAGAGAUACAACCAGAGAAGGAAAACAGUGAGUCCUCAAAGGAAGGAGAGAACGACCAAAGUAAAAUGGAAGGAGAGGAGAAGCUGAAGGAGGUGAACGACGACAAGGCUGAGGCGACGAGCAAAGCGGAUGAACAGAAAGACCCAGAAGAUUGCCUCACAGCUGGUUGUGGUGAAGAUCCAUCCAGCAGAGAGCAGACUGACGAUCACCUGCCCAAAGAAGAGCCACCAGAAGAGGCUGCUGCCUCAAACGCAGCAGCUCGAGCUCCAGAGGAGCCUCCAGAUGUGUCGGACAUGAUGCGGUUCUCUAUGGACUCUCCAGGUGGAGCCUGUGUGGUCUCUCUCGGCCUGAUGUCUCUGGGCCUGCUGAGUGUCUACAUGUCCAUACCUAAACAGAUGGUGGUGGUGGACAGCAACCUGGUGGACAACGAUGUAGUCAAGAAUAUGGCAGCUCUGGAAGAAGAGGACGAUGAUGAAGAGGACGGUGAGGAGUUUGAGGGGAGAAAAAAACUAGAAGUGAAGGCACAUCAGGCGUCUCACACCAACUACCUGAUGAUGCGCGGAUACUGCUUUCCUGGAAUAGUCAAAAUCCGUAACCUCAACACCACUGAUAACAUCGUGGUGGAGUCGUGUAUUAUGAGGCUGCAACUACGCAACACACCUGCUCACAACGUGUUCAGCAUGGACGACUCUCCACCACUGGACUUGACUAAAUGUGGUCCGUCCCUGCUGCCCUCCAUCCUCACCUACUCCACCCGCUCCUCCUCAUCCUCUCCAAACAGUGUGAAGGAGUGUGAGAGCCGUUUGGUUCAGCAAAGAGGAUACACUCCUCAGGACAUUGACGCGUGUGCUCAGCUCAGGAGGAGCUUAAAUGCAGCUGGUGAGAAUGGUUUGGAUACACACGAUCUCUACAAGACUCAUCUACACCUGGAGGAGCCACGGUCUGGACGCACCAGGAGCCUGCAGCAAUACAUGAAGGAGUUACAAGAAGAAGGCCAGGUGUUAAAAGUCGGGAGUUUGGGCGUCCGUUGGGUGCUCAUGCAGCACGCCGAUCCGUGGCUGCUGACCGUAAACACCAAGCAAUGGUCCCAGUCACGCUUCACAUCUGACAGACUCCCCUUUUUGGAGAAAGAUCACAACAUCCCCUUCAUGCGCAAGAGACCCAGGCGAGAUGUCCGACCCGGGGCCGGGGAACCGCCAGCCAAAAAAUCGUCUAUGGACAAACAAGAAGGCGAGGAAAGACGGGACGUAGAGGGGUUGCCGAGUGAUGUAACAAGAGAGAAACUGAAUGAAGAAGAGCAGCUGGAAAAGCAGAAAGAGAGGGAAGGUGAGGGAAGUGGAGACAAAUUGUUGAACUUGGAAGGGGAGGGAGGAAAGCCGAUGCAGCCGGAAGAGGAAAGAGAGCAGGAGGCAGGGCAGGAGGCAGGGCAGGAGGCAGGGCAGGAGGCAGGGCAGGAGGCAGGGCAGGAGACAGGGCAGGAGGCAGGGCAGGAGACAGGGCAGGAGGCAGGGCAGGAGGCAGGGCAGGAGGCAGGGCAGGAGGCAGGGCAGGAGACAGGGCAGGAGACAGGGCAGGAGGCAGGGCAGGAGACAGGGCAGGAGACAGGGCAGGAGACCCUGAAAAGGAGACUUCGUAGAUGCAGAGCGGACAGUAGAGACGAUGAAAGAGAGGAAGAAGCGUGCUCUCCAUCAACAGCUGAUAAUGAUGUGAACGUGAGUUUCAUCAGCCGGCCGUGGCGCAUGGUCGACGGCAAUCUGAACCGGCAGGUGUGUAAAGGCAUGCUGGAGGCCAUUCUGUACCACAUCAUGCACCGACCCGGACUCACGCAGCAGACGCUGGUGGAACAUUACCAAAAUGUGUUGCAGCCAAUGGCGGUGCUGGAGCUGGUGCAGGCGCUCAUGGACAUGGGCUGUGUGACGAAGAAAACUCUGGUUAAAGCUCCUAAACCCUCGCUGUUCGCCCGCCGCUCUGUGUACCAGACAAGCAGCGAGACCAAAGCGAAGAUUGAGGAACCAGACGCGGUGUAUUACGAGCCCACCAUCAGCUGCUGCCUGCGGCUCGGCCAGAUGUUACCCAACGAACGUCACUGGAACUACUGCCUCCCGUGAAAGUAAUCAUGGACCUUACCUGCUAUCACGUUGGGUACAUCAUGAGGCUUUUCAAGUUUAAUUUUACAAAAUGUUUCAUGUCAUCAGGUUCUUUGACAGAUUUCACUUCUGGUUUUACAGAACAAGGAUGUAUUUUUUUUUUUUUGUCAUUUUUUGUCUUUGAAUUAAAAUGAAUAAGUCUGUGUUCCUUUUUUGUAUGCUGAAUAGCUUUGAAAUUAUUAAUAAAAGUGUAUUACAUUACA
Molecule: messenger RNA, 7377 nt
Organism: Sebastes umbrosus (honeycomb rockfish)
Lineage: Eukaryota; Metazoa; Chordata; Actinopteri; Perciformes; Sebastidae
Product: general transcription factor 3C polypeptide 1
Exons: 40
Coding region: 242-7135 (2297 amino acids)
Biological process (GO): 5S class rRNA transcription by RNA polymerase III; transcription initiation at RNA polymerase III promoter
Cellular component (GO): transcription factor TFIIIC complex
Molecular function (GO): DNA binding
Source: RefSeq, a predicted model, not a curated record